Geodia barretti is the source of this 459-nucleotide messenger RNA. The record is from the annotation of a GenBank genome assembly. Lineage: Eukaryota; Metazoa; Porifera; Demospongiae; Tetractinellida; Geodiidae.
AUGGAGGCCGCUGGUGGGCUUGCGCUCUGCGGCGGCCAUGUACUAUUAAUUAGAAAGCACGGAUUGUGGGAUAUCCCGAAGGGCAAGGUCAAGAAGAAGGAACCUCACGAGCGCAGCGCACUCAGGGAGAUCUCCGAAGAGACCGGCCUGGGUAGAAAGAAGUUGAGAAUCAGGAGCCUUCUCUGUCGUACCAGCUACAUCUCUUACUACUCGGGUAAGCCAUUCAACAAGACCGUAAGCUGGUUCCUGCUCGACUACACUGGCGAGAUUGCCGACCCGCUUAGCCCAGACCUCUCGGAGGACAUAGACCUGUGCGAGUGGGUAGCAAUCGACGAACUGCUCGAUAAAAUAGAUGCUGGUCGUCGGUACCUGCGGUCCCUGAGACACACGGUCUCCGAGUCCCUUCAUCUCCUGCGCCAGGCGCCUUUGGAGCAUAGAGUAGAGUACGCCGCCUCAUGA